AUGGCUCAUCUACUCCAUCUCAUUCUAACCGUUGCUCUACUUUUUGCCAUUCUCGAAGUCGAUGCUAGAUAUCGUGUAAAAGGUGUCAACCCUGUUUUUGCCAAACACUUCAAGAACGAUUCUCAAGACUUUUACAACAUUGCUCCGGAUGUUUGCAAACAGGACCCUCGAUUUUUGACAAUGUAUUUGUGUAUGGGAAAUUUGGCGAACGGAAAAAACUGCGCGAAAAUCAAAAAUUCUAAAUACAUUGAAGAAUUUUUGAACGAAGAAGCAAACACUAAAGAUUUUGAUUUGAUAUUCCUCCACGAUGUCUGCAUGUUCUCUCAAAUCAACUUCAAAGCAAUGUUCGAUGAUGCUCUUGACUACGCGGUCUACGUCGAACCAAUCAGUGAACUACCACAGGAAGCUCAAGAUAUCCGAAAUUUCCCUUAUUCUGGAAUCGUCAGUGCUAUGAUGGAACUUCUCACAACUGAUCUCAAUGCAUUCAGAGAUGUUUGGAAAAUUUAUUGGAAUUAA
Molecule: messenger RNA, 516 nt
Organism: Caenorhabditis angaria
Lineage: Eukaryota; Metazoa; Nematoda; Chromadorea; Rhabditida; Rhabditidae
Source: the annotation of a GenBank genome assembly